Messenger RNA from Strigops habroptila (Kakapo), 1057 nucleotides. RefSeq names its product MIS12 kinetochore complex component (gene MIS12). Bases 260 to 892 code for a protein of 210 amino acids. The transcript has a single exon. Gene Ontology annotation, biological process: mitotic sister chromatid segregation; kinetochore assembly; protein localization to kinetochore. Gene Ontology annotation, cellular component: nucleus; chromosome, centromeric region. NCBI's taxonomy places the organism in Eukaryota, Metazoa, Chordata, Aves, Psittaciformes, Psittacidae. The record is from RefSeq and is a predicted model, not a curated record.
UUGGGCAGCGCGGUGCUCCUCGCCGUCGCUGAUUGGCUGCCGGCGGGGCGGUUCUCCUGAGGGAAAGCUCGAACGAGGCGGGAAGCGGGGAAGGGAGCGGGCGGCGGCGCCCCGGGACCGGCACCACAGCGGGAGCAGCGGUAGCGGCGCCUGGGGUAACGCGCGGGGAACCGGCUUCCCCUCAGCUCCGGGUUCAGCCUUCGCGGCCGCAGCAAGGCCCGUCUGCCCCGGCGCCGGCGUUGGGGUCCCGCCCGCCACCAUGUCGGUCAAUCCCAUGACCUACGAAGCGCAGUUCUUCGGCUUCACGCCGCAGACGUGCGUGCUGCGGGUCUACACCGCGUUCCAGGAGUACCUCUUCGAGAUGAUGGUGCUGGUGGAGAGCGUCAUCCUGAAGAAGCUGGAGGGGCUUUCCGAGAGCGGGAUCAGCGCCCUCCACAUCCGCAAGAGCACCGAGAAGUUCCUUCUCUUCCUGAAGGAGCACUUCGAUGAGCUCUUCGGUAAAAUGGAAGAAAUGCUCCUGCAGCUGGUGCUGAAAAUCCCGAAGAACGUGCUCCUUCCCGAGGACAAGGUCCACAAGCAGUAUCCCUACAGCAAAGAGCAGUUCCAGGCGCUGCAGGAUGAGAUCCAUCAGCUGCAGGAGCAGUACAGGGCUGAGGUGUGCGCGGGGCAGGCGCUGCGUGCAGAGCUGGAGGAGCAGAAGGUUGUUCAGGCAGAGCUGGAGAAGAUACUGCAGUGUUCCGAUGGGCUUGAGAAUAUCUGCAGGGAACACUGGAACUGCAGCUUCAGAGAGAGCUUUGCUUUCUUGACGCCCAACCUUGAGAAACUGCAAGAUAAGCUGAAAGAUGUCGAAGAGAAAAGCCAAAAAAUAAAGAAGGGUGAUACUGUAAAAUGAGAGUCUGAAAAGGCAACAAAACCCAUUUGGACAGCUUGCUUAAAAUGAUAGGAGCUUGUCUUUGCAGGAGCAUCCCCAUAACCCUUACCCUUUAACCCUGUCGGGAUCUAGACUGCUGAACUGUGUCUGUUUGCACCUACUUAGCACCAAGCCAGGGAAGCAGGA